This is a messenger RNA of Hemicordylus capensis (graceful crag lizard), 8781 nucleotides long. RefSeq names its product mechanistic target of rapamycin kinase (gene MTOR). Gene Ontology annotation, molecular function: protein serine/threonine kinase activity; protein binding; protein-containing complex binding. Bases 179 to 7774 code for a protein of 2531 amino acids. Lineage: Eukaryota; Metazoa; Chordata; Lepidosauria; Squamata; Cordylidae. The transcript has 59 exons. The record is from RefSeq and is a predicted model, not a curated record. Gene Ontology annotation, cellular component: TORC2 complex; nucleus; TORC1 complex. Gene Ontology annotation, biological process: negative regulation of macroautophagy; protein phosphorylation; TOR signaling.
GGCAGUUCGAGGGAGGAGGCUGAGGGAAAGGGCAAAGCAAACGGGCCUCGGCCGGGAGAAGCGGGGAAGGAGCCCGGGAAGCGCCGGGAAACGACAGCGGCUGUCGUUGGGUCGGAGGCCCGCAGAAGGGGCCGGAGCCCGGCACACUUGAUGUCCCAAGCUCUGUCCUGCCGCCACCAUGUCGGGGACGGUCAUCAUCCUCCAGCAGUUUGCUGGUGGCCUCAAGAGCCGCAACGAAGAGGCCAGGGCCAAGGCUGCCAAAGAGCUGCAACAUUACGUGACCAUGGAGCUCCGAGAGAUGAGCCAGGAGGAAUCCACCCGCUUUUACGACCAGCUUAAUCACCACAUCUUUGAGCUGGUCUCCAGUUCAGAUGCAAACGAGAGGAAGGGAGGCAUUUUGGCCAUAGCAAGCCUCAUCGGCAUCGAGGGAGGCAAUGCCACCCGCAUUGGCCGCUUUGCCAACUACUUAAGGAACCUCCUCCCUUCCAAUGACCCCGUUGUUAUGGAGAUGGCCUCCAAGGCCAUUGGGCGCCUGGCCAUGGCGGGUGACACCUGUACAGCGGAAUACGUGGAGUUUGAAGUCAAGCGGGCUUUGGAGUGGCUGGGAGCGGACCGGAACGAAGGGCGGAGGCAUGCAGCCGUCUUGGUCCUGCGAGAGCUGGCAAUCAGUGUCCCCACCUUCUUCUUCCAGCAAGUCCAGCCAUUCUUUGACAACAUCUUCAUCGCCGUGUGGGAUCCGAAACAGGCCAUCCGCGAGGGGGCGGUUUCCGCCUUACGGGCCUGCCUCAUUCUGACUACCCAGCGGGAGUCGAAAGAGAUGCAGAAGCCACAGUGGUACCGACAUACCUAUGAAGAAGCCGAGAAAGGUUUUGAUGAGACUGUGGCCAAGGAGAAAGGCAUGAACCGUGACGACCGAAUCCAUGGUGCCUUGCUGAUCUUGAACGAGCUGGUCAGAAUCAGCAGCAUGGAGGGAGAGCGCCUCCGAGAAGAGAUGGAGGAGAUCACCCAGCAGCAGAUGGUGCACAAGUACUGCAAGGACCUGCUGGGCUUCGGGGCCAAGCCGCGCCACAUCACCCCCUUCGCCAACUUCCAGUCCGUGCAGCCCCAGCAGUCUAAUGCCCUGAUGGGGCUACUGGGCUACAGCCCCAGCCCGACCAUCGUGGGCUUCGGCGCCUCGCCUGCCCCAGCCAAGACGACCUUGGUCGAGAGCCGGUGCUGCAGGGAGCUGAUGGAAGAGAAGUUCGACCAGGUGUGCUACUGGGUUCUGAAGUGUCGGAGCAGCAAGAACUCUCUCAUCCAGAUGACGGUCCUCAGUUUGUUACCGAGGCUGGCUGCUUUCCGGCCUUCGGCUUUCACAGCUGACCACUACCUUCCAGACACCAUGAACCACGUCCUGAGCUGCGUUAAGAAAGAGAAGGAGCGGACAGCUGCGUUCCAGGCCCUGGGCUUGCUUUCCGUGGCUGUGCGGUCAGAAUUCCAGGUGUACCUGCCCAAAGUCUUGGAGAUCAUCAAGGCUGCCCUCCCGCUGAAGGACUUCACCCACAAGAGGCAGAAGUCGGUGCAGGUGGAUGCCACGGUCUUCACGUGCAUCAGCAUGCUGGCGCGGGCCAUGGGGCCCUCCAUCCAGCAAGACAUCAAGGAGCUUCUGGAGCCCAUGCUGGCCGUGGGGCUGAGCCCUGCUCUGACGGCCGUGCUGUACGACUUGAGCCGCCAGAUCCCGCAGCUGAAGAAGGAGAUCCAGGACGGGCUACUGAAGAUGCUUUCCUUGGUCCUGAUGCACAAGCCUCUGCGGCACCCGGGCAUGCCCAAGGGCCUGGCGCACCAGCUGGCUUCUCCCAGCCUCACCAACAUCCCCGAGGCCACCGACGUGGGCAGCAUCACCCUGGCGCUCCGCACCCUGGGCAGCUUCGAGUUCGAAGGGCAUUCGCUGACCCAGUUUGUCCGGCACUGUGCGGAUCACUUCCUCAACAGCGAGCACAAGGAGAUCCGGAUGGAAGCCGCUCGCACCUGUUCGCGCCUCCUCACCCCGUCCAUCCACCUGAUCAGUGGGCACGCCCACGUCGUCAGCCAGACUGCCGUGCAGGUGGUGGCCGACGUCCUGAGCAAGCUGCUGGUGGUCGGGAUCACAGACCCAGACCCUGACAUCCGCUACUGUGUGCUGGCUUCCCUGGACGAGCGCUUUGACACCCACCUGGCCCAGGCGGAGAACCUGCAGGCGCUCUUUGUGGCCCUGAACGACCAGGUCUUCGAAAUCCGCGAGCUGGCCAUCUGCACGGUGGGCCGGCUGAGCAGCAUGAACCCCGCUUUCGUCAUGCCCUUCCUGCGCAAGAUGCUGAUUCAGAUCCUGACAGAGCUGGAACACAGCGGCGUGGGCCGGAUCAAAGAGCAGAGUGCCAGGAUGCUGGGGCACUUGGUCUCCAACGCCCCGCGGCUUAUUCGCCCCUAUAUGGAGCCCAUCCUCAAGGCGUUGAUCGUGAAACUGAAAGAUCCCGACCCUGAUCCGAACCCCGGCGUGAUCAAUAACGUUCUGGCAACCAUAGGCGAGCUGGCUCAGGUGAGUGGGCUGGAGAUGAGGAAAUGGGUGGAUGACCUCUUCAUCAUCAUCAUGGACAUGCUUCAGGACUCCUCUUUACUUGCCAAGAGACAGGUGGCUCUCUGGACCCUGGGCCAGCUGGUAGCCAGUACCGGCUACGUGGUGGAACCCUACCGGAAGUACCCGACUCUGCUGGAGGUGUUGUUGAACUUCCUCAAGACAGAGCAGAACCAGGGCACCCGGAGAGAGGCCAUCCGCGUCCUGGGUCUCUUGGGGGCUCUCGAUCCGUACAAGCACAAGGUGAACAUUGGCAUGAUAGACCAGUCUCGGGACGCCUCUGCCGUCAGCCUGUUUGAGUCUAAAUCCAGCACAGAUUCUUCCGACUACAGCACCAGCGAGAUGCUGGUCAACAUGGGCAACUUGCCGCUGGACGAGUUCUACCCGGCCGUCUCCAUGGUCGCCCUGAUGAGGAUCUUCCGGGACCAGUCCUUGUCCCACCACCACACCAUGGUGGUCCAGGCCAUCACCUUCAUCUUCAAGUCCCUGGGGCUCAAGUGCGUUCAGUUCCUGCCACAGGUCAUGCCCACCUUCCUCAACGUCAUCCGGGUGUGUGACGGGGCCAUCCGCGAGGUAAAAGAAGACGGUGAGAGUGUGCUGGGGAGAAGAGCAGAGUUCCUCUUCCAGCAGCUGGGAAUGCUGGUGUCCUUUGUGAGAAGCCACAUCCGACCCUAUAUGAAUGAAAUUGUCACGCUGAUGCGGGACUUCUGGGUGGUCAACAACUCCAUCCAGAGCACCAUCAUCCUCCUCAUCGAGCAGAUCGUGGUGGCCUUAGGCGGAGAGUUCAAGCUCUACCUCCCCCAGCUCAUCCCACACAUGCUCCGCGUCUUCAUGCACGACAGCAGCAGCACCCGCAGCGUCUCGACCAAGCUCCUGAACGCCAUCCAGCUGUUUGGAGCCAACCUGGAUGAUUACCUCCAUCUCUUACUGCCUCCCAUUGUCAAGCUGUUUGAUGCCCCCGACGCCCCACUGACGGCCCGCAAAGCUGCCUUAGAAACUGUGGACCGCUUGACGGAAUCUCUGGAUUUCACCGAUUACGCCUCCCGCAUCAUCCACCCAAUCGUGCGAACUCUAGACCAGAGCCCCGAGCUCCGGGCAACUGCCAUGGACACCCUCUCGUCGCUGGUCUUCCAGCUGGGAAAGAAGUACCAGAUUUUUAUCCCGAUGGUGAACAAGGUCUUGGUGCGGCACAGAAUAAACCACCAGCGAUACGACGUCCUUAUCUGUAGGAUUGUGAAGGGCUACACUCUCGCUGACGAGGAAGAAGACCCCCUGAUCUACCAGCACCGAAUGCAGAGGAGUAACCAAGGAGAGGCCCUCGCCAGCGGCCCUGCGGACACGGGGCCCAUGAAGAAGCUGCACGUCAGCACCAUCAACCUGCAGAAGGCCUGGGGUGCGGCACGGAGAGUCUCCAAAGACGACUGGCUGGAGUGGCUGCGGAGGCUGAGCCUGGAGCUGCUGAAAGAUUCCUCGUCGCCCUCCCUGCGCUCCUGCUGGGCUCUGGCCCAGGCCUACAACCCGAUGGCCAGGGACCUCUUCAACGCCGCCUUUGUGUCGUGCUGGUCCGAGCUGAACGAAGACCAGCAGGACGAGCUGAUCCGCAGCAUUGAGUUGGCGCUGACGUCUCAGGACAUCGCAGAGGUCACUCAGACCCUCCUGAAUCUGGCCGAGUUCAUGGAGCACAGUGAUAAGGGCCCUCUGCCUUUAGGGGACGAUAACGGCAUCGUCCUCCUGGGGGAGCGAGCGGCCAAGUGCCGGGCGUACGCCAAGGCCUUGCAUUACAAGGAGCUGGAGUUCCAGAAAGGCCCGACGCCGGCGAUCCUGGAGGCCCUCAUCAGCAUUAACAAUAAAUUGCAACAGCCCGAGGCAGCCUCUGGGGUCCUGGAGUAUGCCAUGAAGCACUUCGGGGAGCUGGAAAUCCAGGCCACCUGGUACGAGAAGCUGCACGAGUGGGAAGACGCCCUGGUUGCCUAUGACAAGAAGAUGGACACCAAUAAGGACGACCCCGAGUUGAUGCUGGGACGCAUGCGCUGCCUAGAAGCCCUGGGGGAAUGGGGGCAGCUCCACCAGCAGUGCUGUGAGAAGUGGACCCUGGUGAAUGACGAGACCCAGGCGAAGAUGGCGCGGAUGGCGGCAGCGGCUGCUUGGGGAUUAGGUCAGUGGGACAGCAUGGAGGAGUAUACCUGCAUGAUCCCGAGGGACACCCACGACGGCGCCUUCUACCGAGCGGUGCUGGCCCUGCACCAGGACCUCUUCUCGCUGGCCCAGCAGUGCAUCGAUAAAGCCCGAGACCUGCUAGACGCCGAGCUGACCGCCAUGGCGGGCGAGAGUUACAGCCGUGCCUACGGGGCGAUGGUGUCCUGCCAGAUGCUCUCGGAGCUGGAAGAAGUCAUCCAGUACAAACUUGUCCCGGAGCGGCGCGAGAUCAUUCGCCAGAUCUGGUGGGAGCGACUGCAGGGCUGCCAGCGAAUUGUCGAGGACUGGCAGAGGAUCCUGAUGGUCCGGUCCCUGGUGGUCAACCCCCACGAGGACAUGAGGACCUGGCUCAAGUACGCCAGCCUGUGCGGCAAGAGUGGAAGGCUGGCGUUAGCCCACAAGACCCUGGUGCUGCUCUUGGGGGUCGACCCCUCCCGGCAGCUGGAUCACCCACUGCCCACCGUUCAUCCCCAGGUGACCUACGCGUACAUGAAGCACAUGUGGAAGAGCUCCCGCAAGAUUGAUGCAUUUCAGCACAUGCAGCACUUUGUCCAGACCAUGCAGCAGCAGGCCCAACACGCCAUCGCGACCGAAGACCAGCAGCACAGGCAGGAGCUCCACAAACUCAUGGCACGGUGUUUCCUGAAACUGGGCGAAUGGCAGCUCAACCUGCAGGGCAUCAACGAGAGCACCAUCCCCAAAGUCCUGCAGUACUACAGCGCCUCCACGGAGCACGACUGCAACUGGUACAAGGCCUGGCACGCCUGGGCGGUGAUGAACUUCGAGGCUGUGCUCCACUACAAGCACCAGAACCAGGCCCGGGACGAGAAGAAGAAGCUGCGGCACGCCAGCGAGGCCAGCGUCCACACGGAGGGCAGCAACAGCGAGAGCGAGGCCGAGAGCGCCGAGAACAGCCCCGUCCCGUCCCCCGUGCAAAAGAAAGCCGCGGAGGACCUGUCCAAGACGCUCCUGAUGUACACGGUUCCUGCCGUCCAGGGUUUCUUCCGCUCCAUCUCUUUGUCCCGGGGCAACAACUUGCAGGACACACUCAGAGUCCUCACUCUGUGGUUCGACUAUGGCCACUGGCCAGAAGUCAACGAAGCGUUGGUCGAAGGGGUCAAGGCGAUCCAGAUCGAUACCUGGUUGCAGGUCAUCCCACAGCUCAUUGCUCGGAUCGACACCCCUCGCCCUCUGGUGGGCCGCCUCAUUUACCAGCUUCUCACCGAUAUCGGGAGGUACCACCCGCAGGCGCUGAUCUACCCCUUGACGGUCGCUUCCAAGUCCACCACGACGGCCCGCCACAACGCCGCCAACAAGAUCCUGAAGAACAUGUGUGAACACAGCAACACCCUCGUCCAGCAGGCGGUGAUGGUGAGCGAAGAACUGAUCCGAGUGGCCAUCCUGUGGCACGAGAUGUGGCAUGAAGGGCUGGAGGAGGCGUCCCGCCUCUAUUUCGGGGAGAGGAACGUGAAGGGGAUGUUUGAGGUGCUGGAGCCACUACACGCCAUGAUGGAGCGUGGCCCUCAGACUCUCAAGGAAACCUCCUUCAACCAGGCUUACGGCAGAGAUCUCAUGGAAGCCCAGGAGUGGUGCAGGAAGUAUAUGAAAUCCGGCAACGUCAAGGACCUCACCCAAGCCUGGGAUCUCUAUUACCACGUCUUCCGGCGCAUCUCGAAGCAACUGCCUCAGCUGACGUCUUUGGAACUCCAGUACGUUUCGCCCAAACUUCUGAUGUGCCGGGAUUUGGAACUCGCGGUCCCGGGAACAUAUGACCCCAACCAGCAAGUCAUCCGCAUUCAGUCCAUCGCCCCGUCCCUCCAAGUGAUCACCUCCAAACAGAGGCCGAGGAAACUGACGUUGAUGGGAAGCAACGGGCACGAGUUCGUGUUCCUCCUGAAGGGCCACGAAGAUCUCCGCCAAGACGAGAGAGUGAUGCAGCUUUUCGGCCUUGUGAACACGCUGCUGGCCAACGACCCCACUUCCCUCCGCAAAAACCUCAGUAUCCAGCGAUAUGCAGUUAUUCCCCUCUCGACAAACUCUGGGCUCAUCGGCUGGGUGCCCCACUGUGACACUCUGCACGCGCUCAUCCGAGACUACAGAGAGAAGAAGAAAAUCCUCCUCAAUAUCGAACACCGCAUCAUGCUGCGGAUGGCUCCUGAUUACGACCACCUCACCUUGAUGCAGAAGGUGGAAGUGUUUGAACAUGCCGUGAACAAUACAGCCGGGGACGACCUGGCCAAGCUCCUGUGGCUGAAAAGCCCCAGCUCUGAGGUGUGGUUUGACAGAAGGACCAACUACACCCGUUCCUUGGCCGUGAUGUCCAUGGUGGGAUAUAUUUUGGGCCUGGGGGACAGACACCCAUCCAACCUUAUGCUCGACCGACUGAGUGGCAAGAUUCUGCACAUUGACUUUGGGGACUGCUUUGAGGUUGCGAUGACAAGGGAGAAGUUCCCCGAGAAGAUUCCCUUCAGGCUGACUAGGAUGUUGACCAACGCCAUGGAGGUGACAGGCUUGGACGGAAACUACCGCAUCACCUGCCACACGGUGAUGGAAGUCCUGCGAGAGCACAGAGACAGUGUCAUGGCAGUCCUGGAAGCCUUCGUCUAUGACCCCUUGCUGAACUGGAGGCUGAUGGACACAAAUACAAAAGGUAAUAAGCGGUCACGAACGCGGACAGAUUCCUACUCCGCUGGCCAGUCAGUAGAAAUGCUGGACAGCGUGGAGUUGGGCGAGACGGCCCACAAGAAAGCAGGGACCACCGUACCGGAAUCCAUACAUUCCUUCAUAGGGGAUGGUCUUGUGAAGCCGGAAGCUCUGAAUAAAAAGGCUAUACAGAUUAUCAACAGGGUCCGCGAUAAACUAACCGGGCGGGACUUCUCCCACGAUGAAACGCUGGACGUGCCCACGCAAGUCGAGCUCUUGAUUAAGCAGGCGACCUCCCACGAGAACCUCUGCCAGUGCUACAUUGGAUGGUGCCCUUUUUGGUAGACGAAGGCUUGCGACGAAACACCGACCACCAUUCCUUCUGGGGGUAUUUUUGCGCCCCAUGCACACUCUUCGGAAAAGUGAGGAUUUUUAAAAAAGGACCGGGAGCAGGAAAUUGCCUUUGUCAACUAGUCUGCCAUAUAGAUGAGAAAACUCGCCAAUGGUACAUUAAGAGUGAAGCGGAUUUAUAGCUGCUGUUCCGUGGGAGGUGGGCGAAUGGCCCCUAGUGAAACCCGAGGCUUGGAAAGGCAGUUCCGGAAUGGUUUAUACGUGGACCCAACUCUAAGGAGAGUUCGGUCUUUGGGGGACUCUUAGCUUGACACACAGACUGUGGGUUUUCAAGGUACUUUGACAAAAGCAUGACUCUGUAAUGUGGUUGGGCCAUAACACAAUUCAUUUCCGUAACCUAAGUGGCCUUGCUCUUUAGCGGACUUGCCUGUCUUAAAACUUGCCCUCACACCAGCGCUUCUCAGACCUGGGUCCCCAGGUGGCGUUGGGACUACCACACUCAUCAUGCCCUGCCACCAGGGGUGAUGGGAUUUGUAGGCCAGCGCCACCUGGGGACCCAGGUUUGAGACCCUUGCCCUGAACCAGAUUGUGACUGACAGUGGGGGGAAUGAUACCCUCACGAUAGCAUGUUUCUGACUCAAUUUGCAUGGAGGGAAGAAGGUGAUCUCAGACUUUUUAGGAGCAGAGUAUCUUAAUAGGAAAUGGAACGCUGGAGAUUUUUUAGUGUGUAUCUCUGGGGAGUUUUCCAGGCUAGCAUUGAGCAAAGAGAGGAAAAUGAGAAGCUGUUACUGCUGAGCAUAAAAACAGACAUGGGUUUGGGAAAGAAACCUGGGUGAUUCCAGGGGGAGAGAAGGAUGGCGUUAAACACUAGAGUGAACUCUGAUUGUCAUUAGGAUUUUAUUAAUGAAGCAACUAUUAAGCAAAAUGCACACUGUGUACCCAUGUUUAGAUGCCAUGUUGUAGUUGAACAUUUUUGUGCCAAUAAAGGACCCAAAACGGUA